ACCCAGGUUGAUGGACAGCUUUUCUUAAUCAAACAUCUUUUGAUCCUCCGUGAACAAAUCGCUCCUUUCCACACUGAUUUCACCAUUAAGGAAAUUUCCCUGGACCUUAAGAAAACUAGAGAUGCAGCCUUUAAAAUCCUGAACCCAAAGGCAGUGUCAAGAUUUUUCAGACUCAACAGCAACAACGCCUUGAUCCAGUUCUUACUGGAGGGGACUCCAGAAAUCAGAGAGCAUUACAUUGACUCUAAGAAGGACGUGGAUCGCCACCUGAAAUCAGCCUGUGAGCAGUUUAUUCAGCAGCAAACCAAACAGUUCAUCCAGCAGCUGGAGGAGUUCCUGGCAAAGGUAGCUGCUUUAAAAACCAUGGCCACCCAGGGAGGUCCCAAGUACAGCCUUUCACAGCAACCUUGGGCACAACCAGCCAAGAUCAACGACCUGGUCUCAGCCACUUACAAGACAAUAAAAACCAAGCUGCCAUCAACGUUACGAAGCAUGUCCUUGUACUUGGCCAAUAAAGACACAGAAUUAAUUCUCUUUAAACCAGUUAGGAAUAAUAUUCAGCAAAUGUUCCAGAAACUCCAUGCUUUAUUAAAGGAAGAAUUUAGUGAUGAAGAUAUCCAGAUCAUAGCUUGCCCUUCAAUGGAACAGGUGAACUUGCUUCUAUCCAUGUCCAAGUAA
Molecule: messenger RNA, 678 nt
Organism: Merops nubicus (carmine bee-eater)
Lineage: Eukaryota; Metazoa; Chordata; Aves; Coraciiformes; Meropidae
Product: conserved oligomeric Golgi complex subunit 3-like
Exons: 7
Biological process (GO): intra-Golgi vesicle-mediated transport; intracellular protein transport; Golgi organization
Cellular component (GO): membrane; cis-Golgi network; COG complex
Source: RefSeq, a predicted model, not a curated record